AUUUUUAUUUUUCAGUAAUCAAUUCUCUUUGGAGCUCUCCCACACCAAUUGUGAAACUAUUAAUAAGAGGCAGAAAUUGUUACAAAUUGUUGCCGCCACCUCACUAGCAUCCCACCUUGCCACCUUUUCCUCCCCCUAAUGCAAAAUCCUCGAUUUUCCCCAGAAACAAACAAGCACUAAUUUCGAUCUUCCAACUCAUCCCCAACCCUGUUUGUUGGCUUUAUUAGCCCACAGCAGCUGAUACAGAUGACAGAAGAGAGAGAGGCUUUUCACACACAAAUGGCUUUUGCAGGGUCUCGCAUGGAGGUAACGGAAGAACUCGAAUCCCAAAAACACCAGAAAGCAGAGGACCAUGGAGGAAGAGUUUCUUCUCCUCCCAGAAAGCCUCGUCUCAACAAAUAUGCUCUCUCUGGUGCUCUGCUGGCUUCCACCAACUCUAUUCUGCUCGGCUAUGAUAUCGGGGUAAUGAGCGGAGCGGUGCUUUACAUCGAGGACAACCUAAGUAUCUCGACGACCCAGGUGGAGAUCUUGGUGGGAUGUCUGAAUAUUUGCUCUCUGAUUGGAUCUCUGGCCUCCGGCAAGACAUCCGACUGGUUGGGCCGGCGAUACACCAUUGUUCUCGCGGCAGUCACAUUUCUCGCCGGCGCAAUCCUAAUGGGUCUCGCUCCUUCGUUCACGGUCCUUCUCGCCGGGAGGGUGGUGGCCGGAAUCGGAGUCGGGUACUCCCUCAUGAUUGCCCCCGUCUACAGUGCGGAGCUCUCGCCGGCGAUGACCAGAGGGCUCCUCACUUCGCUCCCCGAAGUCUUCAUCACCGGAGGAAUUCUCCUGGGUUACGUCUUCAAUUUGGCUCUGUCAGGUCUCCCGCGGCACAUAAACUGGAGAUUAAUGCUAGGUCUUUCUGGAAUUCCGGCGAUUGCAAUAGCCCUGGGCGUAAUUGCCAUGCCGGAGUCUCCCCGGUGGCUCGUGAUGCAGGGCAGAUUGGGGGAAGCGAGGCAAGUUCUGAUCAAAACCUCCGAAACCGAGGAAGAGGCCGAAUUAAGGCUCCAAGAAAUAAGCAAAGCUGCUGCCGAUGCAAAUAAGUCGAGCCCAACUGGUGAAAUUGAAACCAGUUUGUCGUCUACCCAUAAAUCUUCUUCGGCAAGCAAGUGGCGAGGGCAAGGGGUUUGGAAGGAGCUUCUGCUAAAACCCUCUCCACCCAUUCGACGGAUUCUGAUCGCCGCCAUCGGAAUAAACUUCUUCAUGCAAGCCUCCGGCAACGACGCCGUCAUAUACUACUGCCCGGAAGUGUUCAGAGCAGCCGGGAUUCACGACCGGAGACGCCUCGUCGGGGUGACGGUGAUAAUGGGCCUCGCGAAGACGUCUUUCGUUUUGGUCUCGGCCUUGUACCUGGACCGGUUCGGGCGGAGGCCCCUGCUAUUGUUGGGCUCGGCGGGGAUGGCAGUAUCGCUGGGGGUGCUGGGUCUGGGCUCGAUGUUUCUGGGGCGGUCGGAAGCAAAGCCGACGUGGGCGAUAGUGCUGUGCGUGAUAGCGGUAUGCGCGGACGUGUCUUUUUUUUCGAUCGGGCUGGGGCCCAUAACGUGGGUGUACUCGUCGGAGAUAUUUCCGAUGAGGCUGAGGGCCCAGGGGGCCAGCCUGGCGGUGUCGGUUAACAGGGUGGUAAGCGGCGUCGUAUCGAUGACAUUUCUGAGCGUGUCGAAAAGGAUAAGCUUUGGGGGAAUGUUUAUGGUGCUGGGGGGGAUAAUGGUGGUGGCCACGCUUUUCUUUUACUACUAUCUUCCUGAAACGAAAGGGAAGAGCUUAGAAGAGAUUGGGGACCUCUUUGAAGAUGGAGAUGGGAGACAUCCCAGAAUGGAGUUGCGUGUGAGAUAGAGAUUGAUUUGGUAUUUGUUGUUUGUGUGUGUGUGUGUGUAUGUGUGUGUGUGUGUGUGUGAGAGAGAGAGAGAGAGAGAGAGAGAGAGAGAGAGAGAGAAGUCCUUUUUGAGAUUGGAUAUUGAAUGGGUCUUAGAAUGGAGGCAUGGACCAAAAUUUUUGGAUCUUCAUGAAAUAGUUGGGAGUAAAACAUGAAAGUUGUAUCCUAUUAAAAUGACAUCAUGAGGAAAUUAUAGUUGGUUUGUACGAGGAAAGAAAGAAAGGCAGUGAUGAUUCUUGGAUCAAGUCUCAUCCCAUAAAUAAAACCAAGUUUUACAUAUGAAAA
Molecule: messenger RNA, 2194 nt
Organism: Malania oleifera
Lineage: Eukaryota; Viridiplantae; Streptophyta; Magnoliopsida; Santalales; Ximeniaceae
Product: probable polyol transporter 6
Exons: 2
Coding region: 247-1869 (540 amino acids)
Biological process (GO): transmembrane transport
Cellular component (GO): membrane
Molecular function (GO): carbohydrate transmembrane transporter activity
Source: RefSeq, a predicted model, not a curated record